Messenger RNA from Megalops cyprinoides (Indo-Pacific tarpon), 4022 nucleotides. RefSeq names its product BTB (POZ) domain containing 3b (gene btbd3b). The transcript has 4 exons. Lineage: Eukaryota; Metazoa; Chordata; Actinopteri; Elopiformes; Megalopidae. The record is from RefSeq and is a predicted model, not a curated record. Gene Ontology annotation, biological process: dendrite morphogenesis; cerebral cortex development; neurogenesis. Bases 574 to 2124 code for a protein of 516 amino acids. Gene Ontology annotation, molecular function: protein binding. Gene Ontology annotation, cellular component: cytosol.
UUCAGCGGAUGCCUGGCUCUAUUUGCGGGGGUUACAAUUUCUACUCCGCUCAUCCAUUCAACUCCUGUAGUCAGCAAAACAACCCGACACAGUCUACCGGGGUCGGCAUCUCCAAGCAGAAUCCUUGAGAGCUGUGUGCCUGUGUGAAAGUAGGGCUGCCGGCACCACUGCAGCAGCACUAAAUCUAGGUCUGUCAAGCCAGCCAGCGCUUAAAGAAGAGGGACGGACAGAGGGGGAGGGGGGGGAGCAAGGAAACGAUCGAUUAAUUUCAGUAACUCACAGUAAUGGAGAUCCAAAGAGACCGCCGGGCGCCGGAUCAAACUUAAAAGAAGAGUGUGUUGCCACAUCGGAUUGUUCCGAUCUACUAGCGAGGAGCAGAAGAGAACAGGGGAAAAAAGGGGGGGGGAAGGAGUGUUCAGAAAAAGAGCUCUGAAAAGGUGAAAUAAAAGAGGAUUUGACUGCCGCACUUAACUCUUCUCAGCUUCCUCUCCCUCCUCCCGGAGAGACUGUCCUGUUCACUUCUUGAAUGUCUUCUUUGCAUGCUCCUCCACUGCUCGGCAGGUGAACACACUCAUGGUUGAUGCCAAGGGAAGGAACAUGAAAUGUCUGACUUUCUUCUUGAUGCUUCCAGAGUCAGUGAAGAGCAGGUCAAAUAAAGGGUCCAAAAAGGGGAGCCCCAGCAACUCCAAGUUACCCCCUGUUUGCUAUGAGAUCAUCACCCUGAAAACCAAGAAGAAGAAGAAGAUGGCAGCGGAUAUCUUUCCCACCAAGAAGCCGGCCACGGCCACCACUGUCCAGCAGUACCAGCAAGAGAACCUGAACAACAACAACACCAUUCAGACCUGCAAUUGGCAAGGGCUCUACCCUACCAUACGAGAGAGGAAUGCAGUGAUGUUUAACAAUGAGCUGAUGGCCGAUGUUCACUUCGUGGUCGGUCCACCGGGGGGGACACAGCGACUUCCUGGACACAGAUACGUCCUGGCUGUAGGAAGCUCCGUUUUCCAUGCUAUGUUCUAUGGAGAACUGGCAGAGGACAAGGAUGAAAUCCGGAUUCCAGACGUGGAGCCUGCCGCCUUCUUGGCCAUGCUGAAGUACAUAUAUUGUGAUGAGAUUGACCUGAGUGCAGACACAGUACUGGCGACCUUGUACGCUGCCAAGAAGUACAUCGUACCCCACCUAGCACGGGCAUGCGUCAACUUCCUGGAGACAAGCCUCAGUGCCAAGAAUGCCUGUGUGCUGCUCUCCCAGAGCUGCCUGUUCGAGGAGCCCGACCUGACCCAGCGCUGCUGGGAGGUCAUCGACGCCCAGGCCGAGCUGGCCCUCAAGUCCGAGGGCUUCUGCGACAUCGACUCUAAGACGCUGGAGAGCAUCCUCUGCAGGGAGACGCUCAACGCCAAGGAGAUCGUGGUGUUCGAGGCGGCGCUGAGCUGGGCGGAGGCGGAGUGCCAGAGGCAGGACCUGGCCCUGUCCAUCGACAACAAGCGUAAGGUCCUGGGCAACUCCGUCUACCUGAUCCGCAUCCCGACCAUGGCGCUGGACGACUUCGCCAACGGCGCCGCCCAGUCCGGCGUCCUGACGCUCAACGAGACCAACGACAUCUUCCUGUGGUACACGGCGGCCAAGAAGCCGGAGCUGCAGUUCGUCAGCAAGCCGCGCAAGGGCCUGGCACCGCAGCGCUGCCACCGCUUCCAGUCCUGCGCCUACCGCAGCAACCAGUGGCGCUACCGCGGCCGCUGUGACAGCAUCCAGUUCGCCGUGGACAAGCGCGUCUUCAUCGCGGGCUUCGGCCUGUACGGCUCCAGCUGCGGCUCGGCCGAGUACAGCGCCAAGAUCGAACUCAAGCGCCAGGGCGUCUUGCUGGGCCAGAACCUGAGCAAGUACUUUUCGGACGGGUCCAGCAACACGUUCCCCGUGUGGUUCGAGUACCCCGUGCAGAUCGAGCCGGACACCUUCUACACGGCCAGCGUGGUGCUGGACGGGAACGAGCUCAGCUACUUUGGGCAGGAGGGCAUGACGGAGGUGCAGUGCGGGAAGGUCACCUUCCAGUUCCAGUGCUCCUCGGACAGCACCAACGGAACAGGCGUGCAAGGAGGACAAAUCCCAGAGCUCAUCUUCUAUGCCUGAAACCUCCACUUUGACCCUCUAUCAAUUUCCCUUUUGAUUGGUCCAUCCUUUGCGCCACAUAAACAUCUUGAGAUUUGAUUUGAGUUUUGUAUGCAUUCCUGUGGUUUCAUAGCAAAUUAACUAUUGCAUGGGACCCAAUAUGAGAGAAGGUGACAGAAGGGCUGUUGUUGGUCAGGACCCACCCUUUGUCCUCAUAAUGCCUGGUGUCAUUCAUGUUUACAACUUUUUUUGGACCAAGCAUGGGUAUGUUGUUAAACUCAGUUUCACAGCUGUAAUAUUAUGCAACAUGAUGUGCACAUUUUCACGACUGAUACACAGUCAUUUAUCCGGACAAACCGCAGAGUCUUGCUGUUGAAGAGGCGGUUCUUAAAUAUCUAUGUUCUUAAAGGCAUUUAAGCAGACAAAACCAAGAAGAUCAUUCUCACGUCAAAGAUGACAUUGUAAGAUGGUUUAAGACAUCAUUAGCACUGGUGAUGCGUGAUGUCAUCUAUUACUGUAUAUAGAUAUAAAUGAUUUUAUGUACGCAGUCAAUUCAUGGCUCCUCCUACAAAACUCUUCAAAGUUUAAUAUGUAGAAACUUGUAAUGUGAUAGCUCCAUACCCGUGUAAUGGCAAUAUUUUUUAGUGCUUACAAAGGAGGCACAAUUGCCGUGCAACAAUACCAAGCAACAUGUUCAAAGACUAGUCAUCACUGUGUUCAUUACUACGAAAAAUGACAAAACCACCUGCCUCUCAGAGCUGUAAUAACUUUGAAAGAGUUGACUAAAACUGUUGAAGCUGAAAUUGUUAAUAUUUUUUCCCUAAGAGAAGAUAUGGCAUAUUUUGACACAUACCAUUGUCAGAUGUCAGGCUUGUUACUUUCAACAUAAUGAGCAGUCUGGGAGUGGAUUUCUAUGUUAAAGUACAUUGCAUAUAGUGAGAUGUACUGAUUUAAUCCAUAGCACCUGUGGAGUGUAAGACAGUUGACAAUAGUGUAUGGUGGUCUGUGAGGAGUUGGUGUUCAUCAUAGCCACCGUGUUUAUGCCCCCUAAUUAAAGCAAUCUUGCCUUUUUGACAUUGGCACCAGUGGUCUACACUCCAUUCAGUCCUAAGUAGGUGAACUUCUUUGAAAGCCAUCACAUCCAAAGCUGCUAAGGAGUUGUUUUAUAGUAGAAACUGGAAUAUUUCAGAUUUUCCUACCUGUUACCACUGUAUGGUACAUAUGAAAAUUAUUUUAUUCAUGUUAACAAUAGGCUUCAGGCUGGUUAUGUUGUGGUCAAGUGGCUUCUCAAAUAUACUUUAUUAAAAUGUAUGUAAUCCCCUUUUCAGCUGCUAUUCUUCUUGUAUUCUCAAAGCUUCAGCAAGCUAAAUUCUUUUCUCUUUGUACCACCCUUGUGAGGUGUACAAAAAAGGCUGAAGAAUACAAUGACUUCUGUGUGUUGCUCCUCUGUCUUAAUUUUUGUCAAAUCUGCCAUAUCUUACAAACAUAAACCUGGAACAAACACAAAAAAGGAAGACAGAGAAAUGUGUCUUAUUUUGUAUGCUAGUUAUUGAUUGCCGUGUUAACAACAUGCAGUAUUUACAGCUGAAGAGUAAAAACGUUGCACUCUGUGGAGCAUUGCUUAAUCGUUUGAACCCUACUGUCUUGAUGUGAAUUGACUAACAUAUCAUUAUGUACAGAAGUAAAACAUUGAUUAUAUUACACUGACUGUACAGUAUGUUUUUAGUUUAUUUCAAAGCAAAAUGCAGGUCUCUGAUUUGCUCCUGUGGUGGAUUUCUCUCUGAACCCAUGAAGGCUAUUUGUCAUCAGCAGUUGAAACAUAAAGUAUGAUGGGUUAUUGAUUAAGGACACCAUGGUGAAUGUUUCUGUACAGUGCGUCUAUGUAACGCUGCCAAAAGACCCAUGAAUGUAUAUAAUAC